Gryllus bimaculatus (two-spotted cricket) is the source of this 629-nucleotide messenger RNA. The record is from the annotation of a GenBank genome assembly. Lineage: Eukaryota; Metazoa; Arthropoda; Insecta; Orthoptera; Gryllidae.
UGUCACUGUUGACAUUUUUGUGCUUCCGACGAGUUAUCUGUGGUUUCAAGAUGUCGCCCUCAGUGUUAGUGUUAGUGUUAGUGUUAGCUGUACUCUUUACAGGAGCCACGGCUGAUCUGAAAACGUUUUUGUCGGAGAAAAAGGAGUGGAGUGAUGUUUGUGUAAAGGAGACUGGAUUCAAAGCAGGCGACCCGACCGCUGUGUGGAAGGGUGAGGGCGUGGACACGCAAGAGGGGCGUUGCUACAUGGGCUGCAUGAUGGAGAAAGCUACAGUGAUAGUGAACGGCGAGUUCUCCCCGGAGAACGCGAAGGAACUGGCGGAGCAGUGUUUCGCUGGGGAGGUGCUGGCCACAAUGAGAGAAGUCCUCGACACGUGUGGAGCGGAAGUGAAGACAACGGACAGGUGUGAGACGGGGCCAGUGCUCAUGCAGUGCCUGAUGAAAAUUAAAGCUGCGAAAGGAGUCUGAUAAGAAUGCAGAGGAAAGAUGAUGACAACAUGAUUUUUUUUUACCUGGAAGAGAAUCUUUGUUUCACAUUGUAUGUAUUGUCUGCACAGCAAACUUGCAUUUGCAAAUGUAAGCAACUUUGGAUGUUAGAAUGAUUUAAGCCAUUCCUGUUCUUCCUUAAAC